AUGGCCCGUCCCAGCCAGUUCCAGACUCUCACCAUAUUCUUCACCCACAUCCACAACGGACUCACCAGCAGCGAUAAACCCUUCAUCUCGGAAGAAUCUUCUCAACAAGACAAUGCGAACAUCGAUACAGCAAAAUCGAAUGAAAGUUUCUCGAAAAAAGACCGGUCGCAAGCAUUUUCACGUCGCCACGAACUCGAUCUCUCAGUCGGAGAAAAGCUCAAUUGUACACCCCCACGACCGACUAUAGCCUUCCCCCCGAAAUGUUUCAACCUGGUCGAGUAUACCGACAGGUCACUGGAGUUCUGGAACAAAAUCGAUCGCGAUGAGCAGCGUUGA
This is a messenger RNA of Penicillium cosmopolitanum, 336 nucleotides long. RefSeq lists its product as uncharacterized. The transcript has a single exon. The coding region runs from base 1 to 336 and encodes 111 amino acids. The record is from RefSeq and is a predicted model, not a curated record. Lineage: Eukaryota; Fungi; Ascomycota; Eurotiomycetes; Eurotiales; Aspergillaceae.